Messenger RNA from Salvelinus sp. IW2-2015, 2311 nucleotides. Its product is annotated as zinc finger protein 407-like. The record is from RefSeq and is a predicted model, not a curated record. Gene Ontology annotation, molecular function: DNA-binding transcription factor activity, RNA polymerase II-specific; RNA polymerase II transcription regulatory region sequence-specific DNA binding. NCBI's taxonomy places the organism in Eukaryota, Metazoa, Chordata, Actinopteri, Salmoniformes, Salmonidae. Gene Ontology annotation, cellular component: nucleus. Gene Ontology annotation, biological process: embryo development; regulation of transcription by RNA polymerase II; urogenital system development.
AUGUCGCAACGUCGCCUGUUAAAGCCCCCUCAGAUGGUUACGUCGGCCGACCAGUCGUGUUGGAUCAACGGGGCUCUGUGUCGGCAGCAACGGGUCCAGGCCAAUUGUCGAAAGAGGUGGGCCUUUGUGAUGAAGAAGCACCUGAUCACUCACCUGUUGGGGAAACAUGGACUGGGCCAGCCCAAAGAGAGGAAGUUUGAGUGUGAUCUGUGCGACCGGUCGUUCAGUGAGAAGUGGGCUCUGAACAACCACAUGAAGCUGCAUACGGGGGACAAGCCCCAUAAGUGUGCCUGGCCUGCCUGCCACUACGCCUUCCUCACCCUGUCUGCCAUGAAAGACCACUACAGGACCCACACAGGAGAGAAGUCCUUCCUGUGCGAUCUCUGUGGUUUUGCGGGUGGCACGCGACACGCCCUCACCAAGCAUCGCCGCCAACACACAGGAGAACGGCCCUUCAAGUGUCAGCUGUGCGGCUUCGCCUCCACCACCCAGUCCCACUUGACCCGCCACAAGCGCGUGCACACGGGGGAGAAGCCCUACCGUUGCCCCUGGUGCGACUACAGAUCCAACUGUGCGGAGAACAUCCGAAAGCACAUCCUGCACACGGGGAAGCACGAGGGAGUGAAGAUGUACAACUGCCCCAAGUGUGACUACGGCACCAACGGCCCCAUGGACUUCAGGAACCAUCUGAAGGAGCAUCACCCCGACAUCGAGAACCCUGACCUGGCCUACCUGCAUGCAGGUAUCGUGUCCAAGUCGUUCGAGUGUCGUCUAAAGGGCCAGGGAGCCACGUUCGUGGAGGUUGACACAGCGUUUGACGGGGACUUCCCGGUGCGGAGGGUGGGCUCCAUGGAGGGUCUGGAGGGCCAGGAGGGUGUCCAGCAGGUGAUUAUCAUCCAGGGUUACGGCGGUGGGGAGCUGGCCUUCGACCAGGCCCUGGAAGAGUCAGCCGCCGCCACCCUGCGAGACCUGGCCAUGGCGGGCCAGGUGGCCGAGGUGCUCCACAUCACCGAGGACGGCCAGGUCAUCUCCUCGGGGAGGGAGGUGUCUGCAGGCGGGGCCCAUCACCUGGCCGGAGGCACCACCCAGUACGUCCUGCUGGAGUCCGGCGGGUCUGCAGCCGGAGGUGGAGGUCACGGGGGAGGGGCGACGCACCACCACAUGGCGUCGGAGUCAUCCACGGCUCUGGAUGCCCUCCUCAGUGCCGUCAGCGAGAUGGGCCAGCAGGAAGAGGACAGCCAAGAGGUCAUGACCCAGGAAGUUGUGUCAGAGCUCGUGGAGCGGGUGGAGGAAGAGGAGGAGAUGGAGGUGAAGACGGAGGAGGAGGUGUGGGAGGAGCAGCAGGUGCAGGAUGAGCAGGUGGUCCAGGAGGUUCUGCAGUUUGCAGCCAGCCAUCUGAUGAAGGAGGGGCUGACGCAGGUGAUCAUCAACGAUGAAGGGACCCACUACAUCGUGACGGAGCUGGAUGACAACACCCUCCAGGUGGAGGGGACCAUGUACACCCAGCACCAGGGAGGGGAGGACGACCAGCAGAGCGAGGGAGUUUCAGAGGGCCAGGCUGGGGAGAGGAUGGUCUACUACCUGGAUGGAGCGCCACACAAUGUGGUUCUGGAGAAGGUGGAGGUGGACUAGUCGGUGACUGUGGCGAGAAUCUCAACUGGAUUUCCUUGAUUCCUCGAGUCCUCUCCUCACCUCCUUCUCAAACCCCGUUGGAUAAGAAGUUAUAGGGGAGUGACCUCUGUCUGACCUUUUCAUCCAUUGGGUUGGAGAAGGAGGCGAGGGGAAGGAUGCAAURAAUCAAGGAAAUGCAGUUGAGACCUUCCCUGUGUGAAGACCAAAUGUCCAGCUUAAAGCCCCAAAGAGUCUUCCUCUUUGUCUCUUUCAUUGAAARUGUCAUGUUUUUUGUUUUUUACAUAGCUUUGUCUCCGUUUUGCAACGAUCAACUCAGGAUAACAUUCACAUCUAUAGAGUUCUAGUGAGGUGCAAAGUCUUUGGUGCUAACAUUAUUUAACAUUUGCAUCAUUUUAUGGCCAACGCCAGAAUUACCACUUGUUUUUGGAGUCAUGACUGGAAGACUGGAAAUACAUAGGCUAUUUUCAAUUGCAAAAAUAAUACUUUUAAGAUUACAUAACGGGAAAUGUUCCCGUUAUCUAGAAAGACUUACAAUCUUUAAGUUGCGUGGUUUGGUUUUGUUGAAAGUUGGAGAAUAAUAGCAGCUUUAUUUUUCAAUUUGAUAUGGUUUUACUAAAAGGACAUUUCCACCCAAAAACUAUAUUUUGGUAUUUGUUUAAUUAGUCCAUUGUUGGUUUUG